Messenger RNA from Bipolaris victoriae FI3, 1827 nucleotides. RefSeq lists its product as hypothetical. NCBI's taxonomy places the organism in Eukaryota, Fungi, Ascomycota, Dothideomycetes, Pleosporales, Pleosporaceae. The transcript has 3 exons. Gene Ontology annotation, biological process: heme biosynthetic process. Gene Ontology annotation, molecular function: protoporphyrinogen oxidase activity, oxygen as acceptor. The record is from RefSeq and is a predicted model, not a curated record. Bases 1 to 1827 code for a protein of 608 amino acids. Gene Ontology annotation, cellular component: mitochondrial inner membrane.
AUGGGGUUCCAGAAUGUGUCGCUGAAGACGCUGAAGACUGUUGCUGCACGUCCUGUGCUCGCAUCGCCAUUAUCAUCCACACUACUACUACAAUCAUCCCACGUCCACCACCCGCGCACCCGCCCGCUACUUGCUUCGUCCACCCUGCUUUUGUCCCCCGGACAAUGCCGAUACCAAUCUUCAUAUCCUGAGCGCAUUGCCGUGCUGGGCGGUGGCAUUGGCGGGCUCUGCAGCGCGUACUUUGUCUCGAGGGAGUUUCCGCACAGCAAGGUUACGCUGUUUGAGGCGGGGAAAGAGACGGGUGGGUGGAUUCAGAGUCGGCGGGUGCAAGUGCAGGACCAGGAUGGAAAGGAUGGGAGUGUGCUUUUUGAAUUGGGGCCUAGGGCGCUGAGGAAUGCGAUUGUUACGGCGGGUUUGGUUCAGGAUCUCGGUCUCGUCAACGAUGUUACGUAUACAAAGAAAAGCGAGCCUGGAGCGAAGAAUCGGUUUAUAUAUUAUCCUGAUCAGCUGAAUCGGCUUCCUUCCGAACGACCCUCGCUUGCCGACUUUUUUGCGCUGUGGCGGACGGGCAUACUGAGUGGUGCGAUGGGUAUGGUUACUGAGCCGAUGAGGCCAAAGAGACCGGAUUCCAUGACGGAUGAGACUGUGGGAUCGUUCCUUGCUCGAAGGGUGGAUAAGAGGAUAGCGGAUAAUCUUGUCUCAGCUGUGUUCCAUGGCAUAUACGCGGGCGAUAUCUGGCAACUCAGUGCAAAGUCGCUGCUUAGUCUGGCCUGGGAGUUGGAAGGGCGAUAUGGAAAUGCGCUGGGAGGUUUCUUCCGCAUGCAGAACGAGGACCCGCGGCCGGAACAGCUCACACUUGUUCACCCUCUGGAUCUGGAAAACACACGAGCAAUGAACGAAGAGAUUGAUCUGGAACUCGACUUUGCGAGAAACCUACAGGAGACGAGCAUGUUCACGUUAAGGAACGGUCUGCAGCAGUUGAUCCGGGCAUUACAGGACGCAGUAGAAGCAAGGGGAAACGUCGAAAUCAAGACCGAAUCGCCUGUGCAAUCAUUCAAGCCACUCUCCAAAGACGGCCAACUAGGCAUAGAAAUCGUUUCUGGUCCCGAAGGCUCAACAACAACCUCAACCUUCGACACCGCCAUCUCAACUCUCAGCAACCACGACCUCACCCCCUCCAUCACCGUCAUGACCAUCAACCUCUUCUUCCCGUCCCCCUCCCUCCUCCCCGUCGAAGGCUUCGGCUACCUAAUCCCCCAAUCCGUGCCCUUUACUCAAAACCCGGAGCGCGCCCUCGGCGUAAUCUUCGACUCCUCCGCCAUCAAGGGUCAAGACACCGCUUCCGGCACCAAACUCACCGUCAUGCUCGGCGGCCACUGGUGGGACGGCUGGUCCGACUACCCUUCUGAACAAGAAGGCCUAGACAUGGCUCGUAGCGUCAUCAAACGCCAUCUAGGCAUCACAGCCGAGCCAACGGCUCAUAUUGUUAAUCUCGCCCGCAACUGUAUUCCGCAGUACACGCUUGGAUAUAGCGACCGCAUGAAGGAUUUCGCGCACGGUAUCUCGACCGAGUUUAAGGGUAGGCUGAGGGUUGUGGGAAGUCAGUUUGGGGGUGUGGGUGUUAAUGAUGUUAUUGCCAAUGCGUGGAAGAUGGCGAGGGGCAUGAGAGGCGAGGGGUGGAAGAGUAGUAGUUGUGGCCUUGAUCGCGUGGUGGAUGAGAGGGAGUGGGUCGUUGUGCCGUCGAGUGAGAUGGUGUAUGUGAAGAAGGAGGGGGGGGUUAGGGUGGGCGGCAAUGGCAUGGGGAGUCGUGGGGAGGGCGGUGUUUAA